This is a messenger RNA of Cryptomeria japonica (Japanese cedar), 666 nucleotides long. RefSeq lists its product as uncharacterized. The transcript has a single exon. Bases 1 to 666 code for a protein of 221 amino acids. Lineage: Eukaryota; Viridiplantae; Streptophyta; Pinopsida; Cupressales; Cupressaceae. The record is from RefSeq and is a predicted model, not a curated record.
AUGACUGAGGAUGAGGCUAUACAGUUUGUUGUUUUACACGUGGAGGGAGUUGCAUAUGACUCGUGGCACCAUGGUUUGGUUACGCAAAACCAUACCCUUAUUCACUCUUAUACUAAGUUCACCGAGAGAUUGAUUGCCAGGUUUGACAAGAAGGAUAUAGAGCUGUAUUACAGGGACUUGGCUCUACUUAGGCAGUCAGGACAUGUGGAAACUUGUAUUAAUGAGUUUCAGUGGAUAGUUGUGAUGGUUCUUGAGAUGCCUGAUAGGAGAGUGGUUAUGUUGUUUAUUGAGGGUCUACAUGAGAGACUCAGGGGACUAGCUAAGGCUUUAAGGCCUGGGACAUUACAGGAGGCCAUUCAGCUUACCUUAGACCUUGACACUACUCCUCCCCCAUCCACUUUCCAGAAAAACAAAAACUUCACCAGGAACUCUAAACCUUUCCAAAAGACUUCUCAGUUUCAGCAAGGCAAUACUUUUGCCCCAAAAUUUGAUCCGGAGUUUAGGAAUGAGUUAAGAAGGAAGAAACUAUGUUUUACUUGCAAGGAGCCUUGGGAACCUGGUCACCAAUGCAGUGGAAAGGGAAAGGUCCAUCUUAUUGAGGUCCAUUUAGAUGGUGAUGAGGAGCAUGUUGCUGAUUCAGAUCCAGAUAAUGAGUAUGAUGAUUAG